Micropterus salmoides (largemouth bass) is the source of this 1126-nucleotide messenger RNA. RefSeq names its product transcription factor HES-5-like. Gene Ontology annotation, molecular function: protein dimerization activity; DNA-binding transcription factor activity, RNA polymerase II-specific; RNA polymerase II cis-regulatory region sequence-specific DNA binding. The transcript is spliced from 3 exons. Gene Ontology annotation, biological process: anterior/posterior pattern specification; regulation of transcription by RNA polymerase II; regulation of neurogenesis. The record is from RefSeq and is a predicted model, not a curated record. Gene Ontology annotation, cellular component: nucleus. The coding region runs from base 325 to 795 and encodes 156 amino acids. Lineage: Eukaryota; Metazoa; Chordata; Actinopteri; Centrarchiformes; Centrarchidae.
GUUUGUCAUUUCAAACUUACUUUGGCAAUAUGUUCCUGCUCCUGUUAAAGCCGCUAAAGUCUUAAUGAAUUCGAGAGACAGAAAGAGAGAAAACACCUCUGCAUCAAAAUCAGACAUGAAACCUUCCUACAACCAAAGAAACUGGAGGGAUUAUUUCUGUUUUUAGAGCUAAAUACUGACUUAUAAUUUAAGUAUUUCCAUUUUCUACUACUUUCUACUUCUACUCCACUACAUCUCAGAGGGAACUAUUUUAGUUUUUACUGCAAGGAAGUCAAUGAAAAUACAUUUGGCCUGCACCAAUUCUAAGCUCUGCUCUCCACCAGAAUGGCUCCAACCAACACCAACAGAGACUCUCCCGUCUCCAUGCUCUCCACCAAAGACAGACACAAAAUGAGGAAACCAGCUGUGGAGAAGAUGCGCAGAGAUCGCAUCAACAGCUGCAUCGAGCAGCUCAAGGUCCUGCUGGAGAAGGAGUUCCACAAACAGGAUCCCAACGCCAAGCUGGAGAAGGCCGACGUCCUGGAGAUGACGGUGGUGUUCCUGAAGCAGCAGCUGCAGCCUCAGAGCCCGGCCGCUCGCUCGGCUCACGGCGACGGCUACUCCCACUGCUGGAAGGAGACGCUGCACUUCCUGUCCGCCAGCUCCCUGAAGGAAGUGACGCUGCCGCACCUCCGGUACCUCCACAGAGCCGGGCAGGACGCCGGGCCCACGCCGGCCCUCUCCUCCCACAGCCACAUCCGGGCUGCGGGGAAGCAGCUGCCCAGCUCUGACAGAGCCGUGUGGAGGCCGUGGUAGAAGCUGCGCUCACUCUGGACCACACCGAUGGAUGUUCACCAUCAGGGAGCCUGUAUGGGAUAUUUCUAAACUCACUUAAUGCUUUGUUGCUUCAGAGUCUCUGGAGCUGCUGCGUCUUUACAAUGUAAAACUGUUUGACUCCUGUGGAGUCGACUUUAUUAUAUUCUGAUACUGAAUCAAUGUUUGCGUCCUGUAGUGGAGGAGAGUCCUCCGGGUCGGUUUGACUUGUCACCUUUUAUAAAGGAAACUUGAAUAUAUUUUCUUAUGUGGCAUCGAGCCUCAAUUAUAUUUGCCUGCUGAUAUUUGAAUAAAUUCAUUCUAAAUCUUGAAA